GUCGUAUCUCAUUCGAUGUGCCUCACCUUUAGUACAAUUUCAGUCGUUUGCCGGGGAAGUUGCACUGCUGCACAAACUGUGUAGUUGGCGAAGACGUGUUAAUACUACUACUAAUAGUUAAAAAGAAUAAUAAAAAAUUGAAAAUAAAAAUUACAAAAAAAGAAAAACGGUGAACAGCGACGAUAGCAGCGCCAACGUCAUUGCAGUAUUCUGGCCAGCGAAAAUAUUAAAAAUAAAAAUAAGCUGAAUAAAGUGAUAAACAAUUAAGAGCGCCGCGUUACUGGAAAAGCGUUCGAUUCAGUUGAUGGUGGUGGAACACAGACUGCUGGAACAUCAGGUGCCGGCGGUGGUGGCGGCGGCGGAGGUGGUGGAGGCGGAGGAACUCGAAACACAACCAGUUCGGGCAACAUGUAUGCCACCCGCCAAACUGUAGGCGCCUCAACGGGGGUACUUAUGGUCGGACCAAAUUUUCGUGUUGGUAAAAAAAUUGGCUGUGGUAAUUUCGGAGAACUGCGUUUAGGUCGACGCAUGUGCUUUUUCGGUGGCAGCAGCAGCAGCAGCACUGUUGCCGGUUCAAGUGGCAGGGGCAGUGGCAAUGGUAGUUCUAGUUCUGGCGCCACCGCUGCAGCAGGCAAAAAUCUGUACAACAAUGAACACGUAGCAAUAAAAAUGGAGCCUAUGAAGUCAAAGGCUCCACAACUACAUUUAGAGUAUAGGUUUUAUAAACUAUUAGGAUCACAUGAUGACUGCCCAGAGGGUAUACCGCGUGUGUAUUAUUUGGGCACAUGUGGUGGCCGUUAUAAUGCCAUGGUAUUAGAGUUAUUGGGACUGUCCUUAGAAGAUCUCUUCAAUAUUUGUUCCCGUAAAUUUUCUCUUAAGACUGUACUGAUGAUAUCUAAGCAACUUCUCCACCGGAUCGAAUAUGUUCAUAGUCGGCACUUAAUCUAUAGGGAUGUGAAACCCGAGAACUUCCUCAUAGGCAGAACAUCGACGAGGCGGGAAAAAAUUAUACACAUAAUUGAUUUCGGUUUGGCCAAAGAAUACAUUGAUUUAGAUACAAAUAGGCAUAUACCAUAUCGGGAGCAUAAAUCUCUCACCGGCACCGCACGUUAUAUGUCAAUAAAUACACACAUGGGCAGAGAGCAAUCAAGGCGCGAUGAUUUAGAAGCAUUAGGACAUAUGUUCAUGUAUUUCUUAAGAGGUUCACUGCCGUGGCAAGGCCUUAAGGCUGAUACACUUAAAGAAAGAUAUCAAAAAAUUGGUGAUACAAAACGUGCAACACCCAUUGAGGUGCUUUGCGAUGGACACCCCGAAGAAUUUGCAACUUAUUUGCGUUAUGUGCGGCGAUUAGAUUUUUUUGAGACGCCCGAUUAUGAGUUUCUGCGAAGACUGUUUCAAGACUUAUUCGAUCGUAAGGGCUAUGUGGAUGAUGGAGAAUUCGACUGGACAGGGAAGACAAUGUCAACGCCCGUCGGAUCUCUGCAAACUGGCCAUGAAGUCAUCAUUUCACCAAAUAAAGAUCGUCAUAAUGUAACAGCUAAGACAAAUGCCAAAGGAGGUGUUGCUGCGUGGCCGGAUGUGCCAAAACCAGGCGCCACCCUUGGCAAUCUAACACCGGCCGAUCGGCAUGGUUCAGUGCAGGUUGUGAGUUCCACAAAUGGCGAAUUGAAUGCGGACGACCCGACUGCUGGCCACUCAAAUACUCCUAUAACGCAACAGCCCGAAGUGGAGCUUGUCGAUGAAACAAAUUCAUUCCUGUGUUGUCUUUGCAGAUGUUGUUGUUUCUUUAAACGAAAGAAGAAGAAAUCAUCACGUCAAAAAUGACUAGACGGUGUCCAAUGUAGUCCAGAACGCGAAGCGGUAACACUGCUGCGCGCCACUUCACAUUCAAAUUCACGGGAUAGCGUAUUGAAUAAUCCUAGUCAGGAUUAUAUACAACAGGCAACGUCACAGCAUACGUUGCGUUAUCCUCCAUCCGCGUCGAUGUUGACGCCAACACCAACUACAAACACACCGACACUUCCGUUGUAAUUUAUAAAUACAUACAUGCAUACAAACAAACACACAUACUACAAUACAUUUACCAUUUAUUAAAUUUAAAUGAAAGUUAAAAAAUCAAAAAAAAAAAAAACAAAAAAACAACAAACGUAAAAAAAUAUUAUAAAAAUCAGCUGAAAAAAUACAAAAAGAAAGUAAAAGAAUCAUGAAAAAAUGGAUGUAAAAUCCACACAAAAAAAGUAAUAUGUAAUUACACAAGCCCACACAAAUUUCAUUUAAAUUAUUAACAGAAAAGCGAAAAUUGUAAAACAGAAACAAACACAAUAACAUCAAGAAAACGGCAGAAACCCGAAAAAUACUAAACGUAA
Molecule: messenger RNA, 2366 nt
Organism: Anastrepha ludens (Mexican fruit fly)
Lineage: Eukaryota; Metazoa; Arthropoda; Insecta; Diptera; Tephritidae
Gene: gish
Product: casein kinase I
Exons: 13
Coding region: 409-1824 (471 amino acids)
Biological process (GO): signal transduction; positive regulation of canonical Wnt signaling pathway; endocytosis
Cellular component (GO): cytoplasm; plasma membrane; nucleus
Molecular function (GO): ATP binding; protein serine/threonine kinase activity
Source: RefSeq, a predicted model, not a curated record